Molecule: messenger RNA, 1145 nt
Organism: Capsaspora owczarzaki ATCC 30864
Lineage: Eukaryota; Filasterea; Ministeriida; Capsasporidae
Exons: 5
Coding region: 35-1036 (333 amino acids)
Biological process (GO): mRNA processing
Cellular component (GO): THO complex part of transcription export complex
Source: RefSeq, a predicted model, not a curated record
GUUCAGUCGUUUUCUUUGAUCCACAAAAAGCAUCAUGGCGACGAAAGCCGCUGCUCCCACGGCACUUGUCGCCGUCAGUCUCGAUGACGAGGCCCUGAAGCAACGGCUCAUCCUCGAUGAGAAGCGAUUCAAUGACCUGCUGCGCGAUGUCCGGAAGUGGAUGGCGCCCAGCGAGCCCGCCGCCAGCAGCACGCCAGUCCCGAUGGCUGAGGAGGAUGAGGCAUCGGCCGCUGCCACUGCGAGCGUCGCUCCACUGCCGUCACAAGACGAGCUGAUUGAAGCCAACCUGGUGUUGAAAGAGUCACUGUUGGCCGGCAUUGCCACCAUCCAGUCUACAAUUGCCAAGAGCUCGCUCGUGGUGCAGAUGAACACCUUGCAAAUGGCUCAACUAGACGCUACCGAAGCCCGCAUCCAAUCUGAGGUCGAAGCAACUCGUCGUGAAAUUUCAGAGCUCAAGCAGACCCUAGAGCUGGAAAAGCAGCUGCGCGCCAACCGUCAAGUGUACAACAAGAAGGCCAGCGAGGUGUUGAAAUGGGAAAGUCGGACAGAGGCACAAAACCGCAUUCGCCGAAUUGAAGAGGAAAUCCAAGCAAGCCAGGCAGAGCGCGAAAAGGUCGAGGCACGCAUCCAGCUUCGACAGCGACAAUUCUCGCUCUUGCUACAUGCAGCGCAUCAACUGCAACUUGUCCUUUACGACCAGGAUUCCUCUCCGGAACAAGAUUUGCUCGACCGCAUGCGCCAGUUGCAACAGGCCGAGGACGAAGAGAACGCUGCUGCCGCCGCCGCUGCUGAGGAGGCAGCCGCUGCCGCAGCAGCACUCGCCAAUGGCGGCGAUGAACCCGCGUCGAGUACUGGCAGCGGUGGCAUCCGCCGCGUGCGCGAGGAGGAUCUUGACGAGGACUCUGCCCGCCACGCCUUCAAGCGCCCGCGCGAGGCCACCGACACGGACGCCGCGGGCAACUUUGAUCAAGUGGAGGAGGACGCUGAAACCAGUGCCAAUGCAGAUAUAGCUGAUGAGGUUGUACCGAACGAGUGAAGUUUGGGUUGACGUGUUUGGACGUUGAUCAAAGGCCAGUUUCCCCUCUGCCGGUCGUUGCAACUCCUCACCAUUGUACACUUAGUAAACAGUUGUUUCUUUUUCCAAA